AUGAUUAAAUUAAGGGAAUAGGAGUCAGAUUUUUUAUGUUCAUAAUAACAUUAAAGACCCAUAGUAGCAAUCUCCCUAACCUAAAGUUCGUCUUCAUAAAAUAGAUUCUUAUGCGCUGAUUGUAUCAAAAAUUUUGAAAAGAAUAUCACGACCAUGGGAUGGAGGACAGCGAUUGAAAAAAUUGAAUCUGAAUUAAAAUAAAAACAUAAAGUAAUUGAAACACUUAUCACUCCAUUUCUUAAAUUGCUUAAAGAAUUUCAAAGUGAUCUAGAAUAAUUUAGAAUUGUCAUUUCAAAAUAAAUAGAUCAAGUGCUAUCGAUAGUCAACUCAUGGUAGUAAGAUUUGCAUAACGAAAAAUAAAAAUUGGUUGAUUACAAGUUUCUUGAAGAGUUGGAAUAUAUCGUACAAAAAGAAAUUACAUAAAAAAGUAGUCAAUAAUUCGAAGAUAAAAUUAGAAUUCAAAUAAAGGAAUUAUAAUCUAAGUGGAUUGCUCAAGUAGAAUCAAAUUUAUCCUCAUUAACAAAAUUUGAUUAGUUGAACUCUUGUUAAGAGAAAUUAAAAUUGAUUGAUAAAUAAGGAAAGAUUUAAAUAAUUAAGUUAAAGAAAGAAUUGGAGUUGCCAUUAAUAAAAUUGGAUACAACUGAAAAUGGAGUUUAAUAUUACUUGUAUGAUACAAAUUAAAAAAGUAUAAGCCACAAUUAUAAAACAGUAAUUUUUAUUGGGUAGAAGGACUAAGGAAAAACUACAUUAAUAGAUGCAUUUGUAAAUUAUUAUUUUGAUAUUAAAUUCGAUGAAAAUUUUAGAUUAAGGGUUUCAAAUAAUGAGCCAACUUCAAAAGCUACAUAUUACAUGAUUCCUCCAUAUGGCUCAAGAAUAUAUGGAUUUUGCUUGAUUGAUACUCCAGGUUUUUUCAAUAAAAACGAUUCAGAAAUAAUGAAUUUAAUAAUUAACUUAAUCCUCAAUUGUUAAGAUCAAUUGACAUUAGUAUUUUGUUUAAAAGCAGAAUCUAGAAAUGCUUAAGAAUCAGUCUAAACUUUAUAAGAAAUUCUUGCAGUGACAGGAUAACAUCAAGAAAUCAAAUUAGUUAUUGCUCGUACUUUCUUUUCAAACGAAAAUAUCAAUACUAUUAAUAAUGAAGAAGAUUUAUUUCUUAAUGAAUUGGAAGAGUCUUACAAUUUUGAUAUUAAUGCAAAUAAUGUAUUAAGAAAGAAUUAAAGCAAUAAAAUAAUGUUUAACAAAAGUAUGGAAAAAUUAAAAUAGAUUGAAUUUUAGGAGUAAAAUCUAUCUCUUUCUGUUAAAAUGUAGCUUGUGUCAAAUAAGGUAUCUAAUAACACAAACUAUUCGCAUAUAUUUUAUUAAAGUUACAAAUAACUAAAAUAGUUAUUCCUACAAAAUGUUCAGAUCUAUAAUAAAAAUAAACAAUAAUAAUAUCUGAAUAAUAUGAUAACACUGUUUUAUCUAAAGAGGGUUGAAAAGCAAGUUAAUACCUUUUAGUUUAAUUGUGAUUAUCAUUUAUUAACAUGUUUAUCUGGUUUCCGAAAUCAAAUAAAUGCAGAGGAUUGUUGGGCUAUCCUAAAUAAUUAAUGCAUUUGUGGAUGCACAAAAGAACGAAUUUCCCUCAAUAAUCAACAAAUAUCAUAUGAGGAAGAAAGCACAAUCACUUAUAAUGAUGAAGUUUAUUAAGAAAAUAAGCUCAUCAAUAAAUUGGCUUUAAGAAGGAUAUUUUAUUUCCUUUUCAAACUUUUUAUAUAUAAAUCAUAAAAUCAGCAAGUCAAAUAAAGUUAAUUUUUCGAGAUACUCAAGAAAGAGGAACAAUUCAAAGAUAAUAUUGAUUUAGAAUUAUGUUAAUAGGUAUGCUUAGGAUAGGAAAGCAUGUAAUAAAAUGUCCAGUAAAAUUAAUAACAAUACAAGAUUCAAAACAAUAAUCAAUAUUUGUAAUAGCAUUUAGCUCUAAAUACUUAUGCUAUACAAAAUUUACCAUAAACGUAAGUUUUCAAUAAUGAACAAUAUACACCAUAACGAAUUCAAUAAAACAAUUAAUAAAAUUUUUUUUUCAAUAACUAGCAAUAGGCUCAGAUGCCUCAAAACGCACACUAAUUAAUUGAUAAAUAAGGAAAGUUUUAAUAGUAUCCAAUUAUCAACAGACCUAAUCCCUCACCUGGAUAAAAUAUAUUAACUUUCUAUCCAACACCAAAUAAUUAAGGGCCUGCCCAAAAUGCUAUGAGAUUUUGA
Messenger RNA from Paramecium octaurelia, 2232 nucleotides. The record is from the annotation of a GenBank genome assembly. NCBI's taxonomy places the organism in Eukaryota, Ciliophora, Oligohymenophorea, Peniculida, Parameciidae.